GGAACGCGCGAAUCACAAGGAGCCGGGAGGAUACAUACAAAAACCCAGAAAGCGCCCUCGUGGAACUUCGGAGUCUCUGUUGUUUUUUUCUCGCGUUAUUUUCGGUGCAACGAACAUUUGAAUGCGAACAUGGCAGUGAUACGAUCGCCGGAAGUGCUGCCGGUGAACGCCGGCACGUGGUGGCUACGGUUCGUGCUGGUGCUGCUCGUCCUGCAAGUGUUUCUGGACGUCGAAACGCUCGAUCUAGAAAAAUGCAAAAACCCGCUCGGCAUGGAAUCGUUCGCGAUUAAUGACUCACAAAUAACGGCCAGCUCGGCGCACGACAUUGGCAACGUAGGACCACAGCACGCCAGAUUAAAAGUCGACAACAAUGGAGGCGCAUGGUGCCCGAAACACAUGGUGUCCCGCGGUCUGAAGGAGUACCUGCAGAUCGAUCUGCUCAAGAUGCACGUCGUCACCGCCAUCAAGACGCAGGGCCGCUUCGGCAAGGGCCAAGGCCGCGAGUACACCGAAGCGUACGCGCUGGAGUACUGGCGCCCCGGGUUCACGAAAUGGAAACGCUGGAAAAAUACCCGCGAUAAUGAGAUCCUGACGGGCAACAUCAACACCUACAGUGAGGUCGAGCAGGCCCUGCAACCAAUUAUUUUUGCAACGAAAAUUCGCAUAUACCCGUACAGCAUGUACGACCGGACCGUUUGUCUGCGGGCCGAAAUCAUCGGCUGCGAGUGGGAAGAGGGUCUCAUUUCGUACAGCAUCCCGAAAGGAGUUGCUCGCGGUCUGGAGGUGGAUCUGUCCGAUCGUACCUACGACGGCGAAGAUGAAGGUGACCGGCUGGUCCGAGGACUGGGUCAGCUGGUUGACGGCCAGAAGGGAGCCGAUAACUUUAGAAUUGAUAUACACGGCUUCGGGAAAGGAUACGACUGGGUCGGCUGGCGUAAUGACUCACUCGGCUGGGCCGGCAAACCGGUCGAGAUGGUGUUCGAAUUCGACUCGGUCCGUAACUUCAGCUCCAUGGUGCUGCACACCAACAACAUGUUCAGCAAGGACGUACAGGUGUUUGUUCAUGCCAAGGUGUUCUUCAGCAUAGGCGGCCACCAUUUCACCGGCGAGCCGGUACAGUUCUCCUACAUGCCCGACACGGUCAUGGAGAACGCCCGGGACGUCACCAUCAAGUUGCAUCAUCGCGUCGGGCGCUAUGUGCAAAUUCAUCUCUACUUCGCCCUUCGCUGGAUCAUGCUGAGCGAAAUAUCAUUCAACUCCGCACCAGUGACGGGCAACUUUUCCGACGAGGAAGUCAACGGAAAUUCGAUACCACAGGAAAACUCCGUUGAGUAUCCACUGCAACGGGACGAGUCCGGCAUCAAUAUCGUCAACAAAGGCGAAAGGAAUCAUGUUCCGCAAAUCAUCUCGCCGAAGCCGAUCGACCAGGAACCGGAGCCACACUUCAUCGGUGUCAUCAUAGCGGUCCUGACCACCAUCAUUCUGCUGCUGAUCGUCAUCAUCAUGUUCAUCGUGGCGAAGAACAAGCGCACCCGGACGGCGGCGGUGCUCGACGCGUUGCAGCAAAAUUUACAUACCGAUAGUUUAGGCAUCGAUAAACGGUUGAAUAGCAAUUUUAAGGUAUCGAUAGACGACAAUGAAUCGAUUGAUAAGAGCAGCCUCUACCACGAGCCGUUCAAUGUAAAUAUGUACACCAGCGCCGCCAGCGGUUGUUCCAUGAACGACAUGCAACGUCACCAUAUCACUCCAGAUUAUACGGAUGUUCCUGAUAUCGUGUGCCAGGAGUACGCCGUACCACACAUGCAGGACCUGAUACCGAAGAUUCCCGGUGGCUACGUUAGCGUUCGGCUGACACCACCGACGUUGAACAACAUUUUCCCGAAGCCACCGCCGGUUCCGCCACCGCCAGAGAAGUACUACGCAGCGACGGCCAUCUGCAAACCAUCCACCACGCCAACCACUCCGUCAAACCAGCUGCAGCAGCAACAGCAACAGCAGUUAAACGCCUACAGCGACCUGGACCUCGGCGUGUCCGACGACGAUCUGCAGCUGAGCGAGUAUCCUCGCGAUAAGCUGGUGAUAGUGGAGAAGCUGGGCUGUGGCGUAUUCGGCGAGCUGCACCUCUGCGAGACGAAGGGCUACAGUGCCAGCCUGGUUGCGGUGUCCACGCUGAGGCCGGGCGCCUCGGACCAUAUGAAGAAGGAGUUUCGCUCGAAGGCGAAACAGCUCAGCCGGCUGAGCGACCCGAACAUUGUGAAGCUGCUCGGUGCCUGCCUGAAGGACGAACCAAUCUGCAUCGUGCUCGACUACAAGUACAGCACGGACCUGAACCAAUUCCUGCAGGAGCACACGGCCGAAACCGGCUCGCUGGUGCAGCAUAACUCGUUGAGCUACGGAUGCUUAAUAUACAUUGCUACACAGAUAGCAUCGGGAAUGAAGUACCUAGAGCAGAUGAAUGUAGUGCAUCGCGAUUUGGCGACAAGGAGCUGUUUAGUAGGACCGCAGCUGGAGAUAAAAAUCUGUACACUAGGAACUGUGAUAAAUCGCAUAGCAUAUCCUGCUGACUACUGCCACCUGGAAGGUGCCGGAAGACAAUCACAACCAAUGCCAAUUCGGUGGAUGGCCUGGGAAAGCGUCCUGAUGGGUAAAUUCACGUCCAAGUCCGACGUCUGGUCGUUCGCCGUCACGCUGUGGGAAAUUCUGACCUUUGCCCGGGAGCAACCGUUCGAGAAUCUGAGCGACGACAAGGUGAUCGAGAACAUCGGUCAUAUGUACCAGGACAACAAGAAACACAUUCUACUUCCAAUACCGGUCGGGUGCCCGAGAGAGAUCUACGAUCUGAUGUGCGAAUGCUGGCAGCGGAACGAAAACAGUCGGCCGAACUUCCGUGAAAUUCAUCUGUUUCUGCAGCGGAAAAAUCUAGCACAACCGCACACCAUCGUGAACGAUCCUGUCCGGGUGCUGACGGCCAAGCGAACGAAAACACUGACCCGAAACUAA
Molecule: messenger RNA, 3000 nt
Organism: Anopheles bellator
Lineage: Eukaryota; Metazoa; Arthropoda; Insecta; Diptera; Culicidae
Gene: Ddr
Product: discoidin domain-containing receptor tyrosine kinase B
Exons: 17
Coding region: 130-3000 (956 amino acids)
Biological process (GO): protein phosphorylation; cell surface receptor protein tyrosine kinase signaling pathway; multicellular organism development
Cellular component (GO): signaling receptor complex
Molecular function (GO): protein tyrosine kinase collagen receptor activity; collagen binding; ATP binding
Source: RefSeq, a predicted model, not a curated record